UGUAUGCAGUUGGAUAUUUUAAUUACGUAGUCCUACAUUUAAAACUUCUGGUUUGAUUUUGCGAUCUCCUUGAAUUUUACAUGUGCAAUAUGUAGUUAACAUGCUCGAUGCCGACCUAUUUAUUAUUUAUGUGUAGCACAGUGCAUUUUCUGUUGCCGACUUUAAUUACUGACAGGGAGUUUUAUUAACAUUAAAGAACCACAAUAAGGGCUAUUUAUGUAAUUACAACUAAAGCAGCUUAAUGCUGCGAUUCCUCUCCGCUAAUCUCAUCCGAGUCUCUCAAAGUAUCUUGUCCUUCUGGUCUUUUACGUGUUACCGUAUGUAAUACCAUGCUAAGUAAUCGUCCUCGGCUAAAGAUUUAAAAGAAGGGCCUCGGCUCAUCAGAAAUAAUCCGAUAUUUAAAUAACACCAAAUCAGAAAAUUUCGCAUGAAUCGGUAAUUCGGAUAAAUCUGGUGUAUUUUGUCACCUCCAAUUUUUAAGUAGGAAUUAGGUUGACAAUUUUACUGAAAAAAAUGUGAAGACAUUAAGACAGAUAACUCAGGUAUUUUAUUUGGGAUUAAGUGUUCCUGGCACAAAAUCAAAAACGGAUUGCUGUUAAGCCGAAAAGCUACCGAGUUUAUUUAAAACUGACUUACCUGAAAAACUGCACAGAACAUACACGCCGAAAAGAAGUGAACACGAGUUCCAGGAAUGGAGACGAUUUCCAGUCAACUGGCAGGGGGACUUGAUACCAGUUCUUCUCCCAAUUCGCAGCAGGAGCUGCAACCUUACACGGGGUCCAGUUCUUUGAAACCUAACCAAGUCAGCGAGACCAUCCUUUACGGAGUACCUAUCGUGUCCCUGGUGAUCGAUGGUCAAGAGAGGCUUUGUUUAGCUCAGAUUUCCAACACUCUUUUAAAAAACUACAGCUACAACGAAAUCCACAACCGGAGGGUGGCUCUGGGCAUCACCUGUGUGCAGUGCACGCCGGUGCAACUGGAGAUACUGCGACGCGCGGGCGCGAUGCCCAUCUCCUCCAGGCGCUGCGGAAUGAUUACAAAACGAGAGGCCGAAAGACUAUGUAAAUCUUUUCUGGGCGCACAUAGCCCACCGAAGCUGCCCGAGAAUUUUGCUUUCGACGUUUCGCACCAAUGUGCCUGGGGCAGCCGGGGGAACUUUAUUCCAGCGCGAUAUAACAGCUCCAGGGCAAAGUGCAUCAAGUGCAGUUAUUGCAAUAUGUACUUCUCCCCAAACAAAUUCAUCUUCCAUUCGCACCGCACGCCCGAGGCCAAAUACACCCAACCGGACGCAGCCAAUUUCAAUUCCUGGAGGCGUCACUUGAAACUGACGGACAAAAAUUGUUCUGACGAUCUGGCUCACGCCUGGGAAGAUGUGAAAGCAAUGUUCAAUGGGGGCAGUCGUAAAAGGACCCUUCCGAUCGGCAGCUCUGAGGGGUCUUCAUCACUGAAGCAACAGGCCUCCAGCAGCCUUCCGCGACGUUCCCCAGAAGUCCCCCAUAAAAGCAUGAGGUGCGAGGAGGAAGGGGCCAGUCUCAGCAUCAGCAACGGGGUGCGGAGCUACCCUGUCAUUCCAGUUCCCAGUAAGGGUUUUGGGGUUCUACAGAAAAUUCCUCCGCCACUUUUCCCUCACCCUUACGGCUUCCCUGCCUUCGGAUUGUGUCAAAAGAAGGAUGACACCGUGGGGGUUGGAGAGCAGAGCAAAAACAACGGUCUACAGGGAGUGUUCUGGCCGGGCGCAAAGGAUACCGUGUACCCGUCAUUCCCUAUGUUUUGGCCAGCAGCGGGCAGCUUGCCCGUCCCUCCCUACCCACAGAAUCAAGCCAAACUGGCAACAGAACUCCCCAGCGCCCGACAGAGUGACAUGGACUUGUCCGAGCAGAGUGAUCGCAGCACCAACACUCCUAAGGACAGUUUGGCGGACAGCGAACGGUGCUCCAGUACUCAGUCCACCAGGAACGAGGAGGACAAAUCGGGAGACGAGGGUAUGGCCCUCACCCCGCGUAAAAUGAGCUACAUCUCUGCUUUCAGGCCCGUCGUCAAGGACGCCGAAAGCAUCGCUAAACUCUACGGCAAUAGGGAGGCCUAUAGCGGGGUGCGCUCUGGCUACCUUUCGCCGGACUUCAUGAGCGAGAGCUCCAGUUAUCGGUCUGCUUCUCCGGAGGUGGACAGUGGGGAUGAAGCAGAAGUAGAUGUGGAGUCCAACAGGUUUCCCGAGGAUGAAGAAUCAUCAUCGGAGCGGCUUUGUCAAGAGAGUCCAGCUCGUAGUCUAGGAAAGCAGGGCACGCAGGAUCCAGAGGAGCGCGACCCGGAGCCCGAGGAAUCCGAGAUCCAAGUGUGCUCAAAUGAAAGACAAGAGCAAGGACAGAGUUUGAAGAAUCCCACCGCUUUUGGAGUCGGCUCCAAUUAUCUGUGCAGUCCGUCUGAAGCCAACGACCAACAACCAGAAAGUGCAGAGGAGGACCCUGGAAAGACGUACCACGAUACCGCAAACUUCACCCAAGAGAGCCCAGCCGAAGUGGACAGAGGAGAGGACGUGGUUGCGAACGACAUCGGCAGAGGACAGCCAUUAAUUGAGAAGGAUAUCGAAAAUAUGGCGAAGGAUGAGUUGCAAAAACAGCUUGUGGAACAGAUGGAGUUAAGAAAGAAGUUGGAACGUGAGUUCCAGAGCCUCAAAGAUAACUUUCAGGACCAAAUGAAAAGGGAACUGUCUUACAGAGAGGAAAUGGUCCAGCAGCUGCAGAUUGUCCGAGACACCCUGUGCAAUGAACUGGACCAGGAGCGGAAGGCGCGAUAUGCCAUUCAACAAAAGCUGAAAGAAGCUCACGACGCUCUGCACCAUUUCUCCUGUAAGAUGCUGACUCCUCGGCACUGCACCGGGAACUGCUCCUUCAAGCCACCCCUACUGCCUCAGUGACCAACUCGAAGCGGCUGUACGAUACCAAGGACUGCGACUGGAUUCAGCACACCUGCCUCAGUGACCCGACCAGGAGCCGGACUCGGACUGUGUCAAGACCAGAGACCCAGAUCCGCGCUCAAUAAGCCAUUUGUGACCGUGUAUGUAGAUAUGAAGCGGAUCAGGGCCAAAGGCCCGGGGUCCAUUGUAUGCACUGUAUGUAGAUUGUUAAUAUACAACUGUCGAGAGACUCCGGAGAGGGAUGCAGUAUGGUUAGAGCCAUAUGUAUCCCCACCGCCGCCUCUUCUAUAUUAUUGAUAUCAAAUGUGGCUACGUGCAAUGGAUAUACCUGUCCUGUGAUUUUGUUAGUAAACAGUAUUUGCUGGAUUAUUUAUUACUCUAUUUAUUUAAAUUAUGAUAUUUUAUUUAUUUGCUUUGCCCAUCUGAAGAGAUAAACUUUGUAAUAUAUUGAUGUAAAGCACUUUAAACAAAGAGAUUCUCUUGACGUGACAAUAAAAGCGUUCUGUUUGGAA
Molecule: messenger RNA, 3426 nt
Organism: Polypterus senegalus (gray bichir)
Lineage: Eukaryota; Metazoa; Chordata; Cladistia; Polypteriformes; Polypteridae
Gene: skor1b
Product: SKI family transcriptional corepressor 1b
Exons: 9
Coding region: 692-2914 (740 amino acids)
Biological process (GO): negative regulation of BMP signaling pathway; negative regulation of transcription by RNA polymerase II
Cellular component (GO): nucleus; transcription regulator complex
Molecular function (GO): DNA-binding transcription factor activity, RNA polymerase II-specific; SMAD binding; RNA polymerase II cis-regulatory region sequence-specific DNA binding
Source: RefSeq, a predicted model, not a curated record